Caenorhabditis sp. 36 PRJEB53466 is the source of this 2059-nucleotide messenger RNA. The record is from the annotation of a GenBank genome assembly. NCBI's taxonomy places the organism in Eukaryota, Metazoa, Nematoda, Chromadorea, Rhabditida, Rhabditidae.
AUGCAGUGGUUUCCGGGAAGUGUGGAGACGGCGAUCCAGAUUUCGCAAAAAAACGAAGCAUUGCUCAUCGUGUACAUCACGAACGACUUGCCCGACGGAAAACUGCUCGACUCGUUCUGGGAACGCGUCGAGGCCAACUCUUUGGGCGUGCCGACCGUCGGAAUACGGCUCCUCGAGAGCGACACGGCCGCGAAGCAGUUUAGAGAGUGCUGUGAGUUUUGGGGCGCUUUUUGUUAAGGGUUUUAGCAUUUAUUUAGCAAGAUGCAUCGAUUUUGCUUGUUUGUUUCCGUAUUUUUACGGAAAGCGAACAGAGUAGAGUGCUGGAAUUUAGUGCGUGCUACCAUGGGUGCAGUUCACUGCAAUCGCACUCUGCAAUUACAUGGGGGGACAGUUUGAACGAAAAAUGCAUUAUUUACGCUAUUUCAGACCCGACUCCGAUCAUCCCGGCCGUCUACAUGAUCGAUCAGCACGGAAAACCGGUGGCCGUGGUCACGACGCUCGUCGGGCGAAAUUUCGACAGCUUCUUUGACAAUCUCUACAAAGGCGCCUCGUUCUUCGCGAGUCGCUCGCCCAAGUGCGGCGGAACAGAGGCGCCGCGGUCGAUUCCGUUCCCGCCGCCCGGAUCGGAUCCCUCCGAAUUUGAGAAUGCGAUCCGAGAGGCGGCGGAGGCCCGCGUGGCCGAGCAAGCCGCCGAAAAAGCACUCAAAGUGGAGCGGGCGAAGAAGUUUAUGGAGAUGAGAAAGGCGCGCGAUGAGGAGAACAAACGGAUAUUCCAGCAGAAAGUUCAGCAAUUGAAAGUGGAACAUGAGUUGCGCAAAAAGGAUGAGCGAAUAAAAAUGUCAGCGAAAGUCACGGUCAACGAGGAGAAGGAUCGCAUUCUCGCGAAGAUCAAAGCCGACAGGUACGAUUUUCGCACGUUUUUGGGUGAAAUUGAACAUUCAGGGAGAAUCGUGAAAAACGCUGCAACAACGCGACAACUGCAGCUGCUGGCGGUAACUUUGAGAAGAAAGAGCAAAAAGAGAACAAGGAGGAGAAAGAGCAAAAGCCGACGGAAACGAAGACCGUCCAGUCGGACAGGUAAGAAACAGCGAUACUUGAAGCGGCCCGGAACGGGUUGAAUUGAAUAUUCAUUUUUCCGGUUCCAACUAUCCUAGAUGCGCUUUUUGUACUAUCAGGACAAGUGAAUGCGCUCUGUUGAAAUUGUGAUCUCUUUGAAACUCGUUUCGCGGCUGCAAAAGUAGGCCCUCCGCGCAAAAACAGAGCACAUUCACUUUUAAAUGCCCCGAUAGUAGUAAACCGGCCGGGCUCUUGUCUUACACCUUUCCAAAAUUUCAGAUGUCGUCUGCAAGUGCGUCUUCCGGACGGCACCACGUUCAUCGAGGAAUUCCCGUCGAACGACGUGCUCAACUCGCUCGUCGCCAUCAUUCAGCAAAAGAUCUCUGGGAGCUUUGAGAUCACUCAAACGUAUCCGAGACGCGUGUUCACUGUCGACGACUACAACAAGACGUACCUCGAGAAUCAGCUGACACCAUCCACCGCUCUGAUCGUCAUUGCUGUAAGAUAGGCUUCUAGGACUUGGGUUGAAGUAUCUCGAGUCCAAAUUUCAGACCGAUCCGAUUACUUAUCUAGUCCCGAUUAGGAGGAGUUUUCGGGCUUUUCGGGCGCGGGACUAGAUAAUCGGAUCGGUAUAAAACUUGAGCUCAAAAUACUUCAAUCCAAGUCCAAGUUGCCCAAAAAAAAACCGCCGAAAUUCCAGAAGCCCUCGAAGAUCUCCUCGGCGAUCAUCGCUCCCAGCGCCUCGAUUUUCUCGCUCAUCCUCUCGCCCGUCUGUAUGUUGUGGAGCUGGUUCGUCGGAAUGUUCAAAGGACGUAAAGAUCCGAAAAAUGAGAAGAAGAAGAACGAGGGUCCGGGAGCGUCUGGAGCACAGCCGAGACCACGUGGAAUGCCGAGAAGCGCAGAAGUGCGUCGACGCGGCAACGUGGCCGGCCUCGUGAAUCCGAACGACGACGAUCCGGAAGAGCAGGCCAGCUUCAACGGAAAUUCGACGCAAUUUAUGUGA